Messenger RNA from Osmerus eperlanus (European smelt), 2485 nucleotides. RefSeq names its product chromatin licensing and DNA replication factor 1 (gene cdt1). The transcript has 9 exons. The coding region runs from base 155 to 2194 and encodes 679 amino acids. NCBI's taxonomy places the organism in Eukaryota, Metazoa, Chordata, Actinopteri, Osmeriformes, Osmeridae. Gene Ontology annotation, biological process: regulation of DNA-templated DNA replication initiation; DNA replication checkpoint signaling; DNA replication preinitiation complex assembly. The record is from RefSeq and is a predicted model, not a curated record. Gene Ontology annotation, molecular function: DNA polymerase binding; DNA binding. Gene Ontology annotation, cellular component: nucleus.
GAUCACAUUUCGCGCGUAACUUGGUUCCAUGUUCAUGUGGAAGCAAGUUCCGGUGAGCCGAGACACUGAAGUGUAGUUGAUCAGACGAAGUGGCAACUAUUUAUUUGUCGCUCGUUCCGUCGUGAACAAAUUCGUGCUACGUUGAGGGCGGACAAUGUCUCAGCCACGAGUUACUGAUUUCUUUGUGCAGAGAAAGAAAAGUGAUUUAUCCAGGGCUUCGCGUGCUAAAGGACAGAAAUCAGACAACAAUGGUGCACUCGCAGUGGACACUGCGACAUUAGCAGUCAGGCCGAAAACCAGACAAAAUCGGUCGAAGAACAUAAUUGCGGUGAAAAACACGGUGAAAUCCACGCGUUCGGAUAAAGCAGUUGAAGAGGAGUUUUUGAGAGUUAUUGACGAGGCAACAUCUGUUAAAGUGGGGUCUGAACCAGCGUCGCUGAUUAGGUCUGACUCUGAAACGCUCACUUUGUAUGAGAGCCCCAAAACCCCGAAAAGAACGUGUGCGGACGCGGAGUUCGAUUUAGGCUCAGCCGUGUUCUCUACCACUGCCGACCACAGCACAGCGAAGAAAAAACGACUGCAAGUUGAAUCAAGCGUUACAGUGAAAGUCGUCGACAAAACAUCAGUAAAGACCGCCAGAAAGAAAUUAAUCCUCUCAAAAGCCACUGAGCAGCAAGAUGUGGAGCAAGGUGUCCUGCAGUUGCCACAAAAUUUACCACAGUCAGUUGAUAAUGACUCAAAGACCACCACCACCAAAAACCGUAACCAGAGCACAGCCAAUAAGUCACCAACUGGUAACGAGGCUCUCUCCAAAGAUGCUGUUACCACCCUUAAGGCUCGGCUUCAGAAGAUCAAGGCCCAGGCGGAGAAGCUCUCCUCUUCACCCUCCCCAGCCCCUGAAGCUGUGGCUACUGCCCCAGGUCUCCAGGCCAAGCUAGCCCGUGCCAGACAGCUUGCUGCCCGGGCCGAGCAGAGGAAGGUCUGGGCUACUGAGGACCAAGCCCAGCCACCGGCAGAGGAAGAGGAGAAGCAACCAAGCUAUCAGCGGUACCACACCCUAGCACAGGACAUUCCUCCGGGGCUCAGUUUGCCCUACCACUACAAGCUGCUGGCUGACACGUUCCGCAGCAUGGACACCAUUACAGGCAUGCUCUUCAACCGCUCAGAAACCGUCACCUUUGCUAAGCUCAAACAGGGAGUCGAGGACAUGACACGCAGGCGUUUUGAGGAGACUCAUGUUGGCCAGAUCAAGACAGUCUAUCCAUCAGCCUACACCUUCCGCCAGGAGAGGAACAUCCCAACCUUCAGCUCUACCCUCAAGAAGUCGAGCUACCAGCUCACCUUGGAGCCUGUUCUAGAAGAUUCCGAGGGCACGGGGAAGCAAGAGACGCGGCCGACGUUGUCUGCCUCCCUCCAACUGGAGCGGAGGCGUAUCUUCCACAAGAGCCUGGUCAACAUGGUGAAGGAGCACCACAUGGUGUUCUUGUCCUCGCUGAACCCCCCGGUUACAGUCCCUGAUGACAUGCUGACCCGCUGGCACCCCCGCUUCAAUGUAGACCAGGUGCCCCAGCCCCAACCCAGCUUCCUGCCACAGCCCCCUCAGACAGAGAAGCUGACCACAGCUCAGGAGGUUCUGGAUAAGGCCCGUUCCAUCAUGACCCCCAAGAUGGAGAAGGCUCUGGCCAACAUGGCCCUGAAGACUGCAGAGACUGCCCGUGCCAAAGAGCUGGAGUGUGUCCCUCCACAGCCAGACACAAUUCCUAAGUCUGCCCUAGGGCCGAACCCUGUUGAAACCCCCAGUGCCCUCAAAGGAGUGUCCCAGUCCCUGCUAGAGAGGAUACGUACUAAGGAAGCUCAGAAGCUGCAAGUUGCCAUGACCCGGAACCCCCUGCAGGAGGAACGCCUGCUGAUGUUGUCACGACUCUGCGAGCUGGCAAGGAUCCUGAGGAAUGUCUUUGUGGCUGAGAAGAAACCUGCCCUCAUCAUGGAGCUGACGUGCAACCGCAUGGUUUCCAGCUACCGCUCCGCUCUCAGCACAGGGGAGAUGGAGAAACACCUCAGACUGCUGGCAGAGCUGACCCCUGAGUGGCUGGUCAUUCACAAAAUCAGAAAGCAUUUUUAUCUCAAGCUGAACAAGACCAUGGACCUCAGCAUGGUUCUGCAGAAACUCAACCACAAGAUGAAAGAAAUUUGAGAACAUUGCCACAAUUUCUCCCUCAACAUCCACAUCAAAAUGUGGGAUUUGAUUUGUCUAAACAGUAUCUCUAAAUGGUUCUCAUUGCCACCACAUUGCUUUUACUAGUCCAAUCACCCGUGAGUGCCUAAUGUAUGGUUCUAGAACUGGGAGAUGGACUAAAUGUGCAAUUUAUAGUGAUGAAAUGGUGAGAAGUUGAUUAGUGUAAACAUAUACCUGACUUUAUCAAGUUUUAAUUACAGGCUUUGUUCAAUGUCAAUUCUAAAACAAGUAAAAACUAGUACAUCUGAA